UAUAUAAUGUUGCCCCAUUGUGUUGCCCAUGGCACUACCUGAGUACGCCUCCAAAGUAUUGAUGGCGCCUCUCGGUCUUCAAUGGUUCAUAAUUUAAAAUUAUUUUAUUCUUUUUGAAAUUUUAUACUAUUAUUUCAAGUAUUUAUAUUUCAAAAUAUAUUUUCCAAGAAACCAUGACAAGUUAUACAGACAAAGGACCUAAGCCCAAUACGGGGAAAUACCUUGCAUUUGAUCAUGUUAAAUUUUGGGUUGGAAAUGCCAAACAGUCUGCAUCAUAUUACUGCACUCGCUGGGGAUUUGAGACUAUUGGUUAUAAAGGACUGGAAACUGGCUCUAGGAAGAUUGUGUCUUAUGCAUUGAAACUUGAUAAGGUGAUGUUUGUUUUAGAAUCACCACUAAAUCCAUCUGGGCACAUUUCUGAAGAAAUGGGUGCCCAUCUCUCUAAACAUGGUGAUGGUGUCAAAGAUAUUGCAUUUAAUGUAGAGGAUUGUAUCAGUGUUUUUAAGGCAGCUGUGAAUCGUGGAGCUAAGAUUAUCAAGGAACCAUGGGAAGAGUGUGAUAAAAAUGGAAAAGUCAUUUUUGCUUCCAUACAAACUUAUGGGGACGUUUGCCAUACAUUUGUUGAAAGAAAGAAUUAUAAUGGUAACUUUUUGCCAGGUUUUGUGAAACCAACAUUUAACGAUCCACUUACUGCUAUAUUACCUCCUAUAGGAAUCAAUUUCAUUGACCAUAUUGUUGGCAAUGUUCCUGAUAGAGAAAUGAUCCCUGUUACUGAAUGGUAUGUUAAGACCCUGCAAUUUCAUCGAUUUUGGUCAGUUGAUGACUCACAGAUUCACACAGGAUAUAGUGCUCUUCGCUCUAUAGUUAUGGCAAACUACGAGGAAUCAAUAAAGAUGCCAAUCAACGAGCCUGCCAAUGGGAAGAAGAAAAGUCAAAUACAAGAAUAUGUGGAUUAUUAUGGAUCUGCAGGAGUACAACACAUAGCACUUAAUACCAGUGAUAUUCUAAAACUGUAAGUUGAUCUCAAAACACGUGGAAUGGAGUUUCUUACAAUUCCAAAGUCUUAUUACGUGAUGCUAAAGGAACGACUUAAAUCUUCACAAACAAAAAUCAUGGAAGAUAUGGAAAAAAUUGAGAAACUGAAUAUUCUGAUAGAUUUUGAUGAAAAUGGCUAUCUUCUGCAGAUAUUUAGUAAACCUGUUCAAGACAGGCCCACCUUAUUUCUCGAGGUCAUACAAAGACAUAACCAUCAGGGAUUUGGUGCUGGCAAUUUUAAAAGUCUAUUUGAAGCUAUUGAGAAAGACCAAGACGAAAGAGGGAAUUUAAAUUGACCUUAAUAUACUAAAAUUUUUAUUGACGUACUCAAUUAUUUGGAGAUGAACUCUGCUACCAAAAUUAACUGAGUAAUUUACAUGUUGUGCUUGUGCAAGGAUUUUGCAAGAAAAAAUAUUAUCAAAGUAUAUUUUCGAAAAAAAACUCAGUUGGGACAAACAAGGUUGGGAUGUGAUCCACGUUUAGUUUAAAGAAACCCAAGUGCAGGUUAAUAAAGGUCAAAUAUCUUCAAUUUA
Messenger RNA from Xenia sp. Carnegie-2017, 1568 nucleotides. RefSeq names its product 4-hydroxyphenylpyruvate dioxygenase-like. Gene Ontology annotation, molecular function: 4-hydroxyphenylpyruvate dioxygenase activity. The transcript is spliced from 13 exons. Lineage: Eukaryota; Metazoa; Cnidaria; Anthozoa; Malacalcyonacea; Xeniidae. The record is from RefSeq and is a predicted model, not a curated record. Gene Ontology annotation, biological process: L-tyrosine catabolic process.